Messenger RNA from Ochotona curzoniae (black-lipped pika), 10071 nucleotides. Its product is annotated as deleted in malignant brain tumors 1 protein-like. The coding region runs from base 1 to 10071 and encodes 3356 amino acids. Gene Ontology annotation, cellular component: membrane. The transcript is spliced from 43 exons. The record is from RefSeq and is a predicted model, not a curated record. NCBI's taxonomy places the organism in Eukaryota, Metazoa, Chordata, Mammalia, Lagomorpha, Ochotonidae.
AUGGCGGGUGGUCUGCCUGUGAGGCUGGUGGACGGAGCCGACCAGUGCCAGGGCCGGGUGGAGGUCCUGUACCAAGGCUACUGGGGCACCGUGUGUGACGACAGCUGGGACAGCCAGGAUGCAGAUGUCGUCUGCCGACAGCUUGGCUGUGGCCAUUCCGUGUCUGCCCUUGGAGGGGCUCACUUUGGUCAGGGCUCAGGGAACAUUCUCUUGGGUGCUGUGGACUGCUCCGGACAGGAGCCCAAUUUGUCAAGUUGCCCUCAUGAUGGGUGGUACAACCACGACUGUGGCCACAGGGAAGAUGCCGGAGUCGUGUGUUCAGGUUACCCAUCUGGUUUGGCCCUGAGGCUGGUGAAUGGAGGACAUCGGUGCCAAGGUCGAGUGGAGGUCUUGUACCAGGGCUCCUGGGGCACCGUGUGUGAUGACAGCUGGGACAUCAACGAUGGCAACGUGGUCUGCAGGCAGCUGGGCUGUGGCUAUGCUAUAUCUGCCCCUGGAAACGCCCGCUUCGGCCAGGGAACAGGAUCGAUUGUGCUGGACGACGUGUCCUGCACAGGACAGGAGUCGUACCUGUGGAGCUGCCAACACAGUGGCUGGCUCAUCCACAACUGCGGACACGGGGAGGAUGCAGGUGUCAUCUGCUCAGAUGCUUUGGCCACAACUGCAACUAUUCCAACAACGUGGCCUUCCACGGCCCCAGAUUUUACCACGACAGAGACUGAUUUGGCCCUGAGGCUGGUGAAUGGAGAGGACCAGUGCCAAGGUCGUGUGGAGGUCCUGUACCAGGGCUCCUGGGGCACCGUGUGUGAUGACAGCUGGGACAUCAACGAUGGCAACGUGGUCUGCAGGCAGCUGGGCUGUGGCUAUGCUGUGUCUGCCCCUGGAAACGCCCGCUUUGGCCAGGGCACAGGACCAAUUGUGCUGGAUGACGUGUCCUGCUCAGGGCAGGAGUCGUACCUAUGGGACUGCAAACACCGUGGCUGGCUGUCCCACAACUGCGGACACGGGGAAGACGCAGGUGUUGUCUGCUCAGAGACUGAUUUGGCCCUGAGGCUGGUGAAUGGAGGGGACCAGUGCCAAGGUCGUGUGGAGGUCCUGUACCAGGGCUCCUGGGGCACCGUGUGUGAUGACAGCUGGGACAUCUAUGAUGGCAACGUGGUCUGCAGGCAGCUGGGCUGUGGCUAUGCUAUGUCUGCCCCUGGAAACGCCCGCUUUGGCCAGGGCACAGGACCAAUUGUGCUGGAUGACGUGUCCUGCUCAGGGCAGGAGUCGUACCUAUGGGACUGCGGGCACAAUGGCUGGCUCAUCCACAACUGCGGACACGGGGAGGAUGCAGGUGUUAUCUGCUCAGAGACUGAUUUGGCCCUGAGGCUGGUGAAUGGAGGGGACCAGUGCCAAGGUCGUGUGGAGGUCCUGUACCAGGGCUCCUGGGGCACCGUGUGUGAUGACAGCUGGGACAUCUAUGAUGGCAACGUGGUCUGCAGGCAGCUGGGCUGUGGCUAUGCUAUGUCUGCCCCUGGAAAUGCCCGCUUCGGCCAGGGCACAGGACCAAUUGUGCUGGAUGACGUGUCCUGCUCAGGGCAGGAGUCGUACCUAUGGGACUGCGGGCACAAUGGCUGGCUCAUCCACAACUGCGGACACGGGGAGGAUGCAGGUGUUAUCUGCUCAGCUGCCCAGAACAGGAGCACCACUAAGCCAUCGCGCAAGUCAUCCAUCCGGAUGCCUCCCUCACAGGUGGGUGCUAUCUCGCCCACCACAUUGCAGCUGGUGAACGGGUCAGGCCGAUGUUCUGGUCGCGUGGAAGUUUUCUACCAGGGCCACUGGGGCAGGGUUUGUGAUGACCUCUGGGACAUGAGCGAAGCCCAUGUGGUAUGUCGGCAGCUGAGCUGCGGGCGCGCCCUGGCCGCCCCCGGUGAGGCCCGAUUUGGAGAAGGCAGAGGGGAAUUUCUGCUGGAUGAUGUGGAAUGCAGUGGAGGCGAGAGUUUCCUGGGACAGUGUCUUCACGCCGACUGGCUCCUGCAUAACUGCGGCCCCGGGGAAGAUGCCAGUGUCAUCUGUGCAGUUGACAAAGGCAGCCCCACUCCUUUGUCCACAGGGGCCUGGCCAGCGCUGAGGCUAGUGAAUGGCACUGGCAGGUGUUCCGGACGUGUGGAAGUUUCCUACCAGGGCACCUGGGGGUCAGUGUGUGAUGACGGCUGGAGCCUGCGGGAGGCCCAGGUCGUGUGCAGGCAGCUUGGGUGCGGCCCAGCCCUGUCUGCGCCCCUUGGUGCCCACUUUGGCCCAGGCUUUGGAAGGAUUCUCCUGGACAACGUGCGCUGCAGUGGUGAGGAAAGCCUCCUGGCCCUGUGCACCCACAAUAGCUGGUUCAUGCACGACUGCCAGCAUGGGGAGGAUGCCGGAGCCAUCUGUGCCGGUUCCCUCAUGGCAGGCCUACCUGCUCCAGAAAAGAAAUAUCUUUUUAUCCUAAUAAAUAGAAGCAGAGUCAUUACCUGCAUCAUCACCAUCAUCAUCAUUCUCACUUUUUGCAUCUUUAUCACCAUCAUCAUCACUGAGAGAGUCAACACUGCCUCCAUCAUCAUCGUCACUGCCACAAUCAUCAACGCCAUCAUCAUCGUCAUCUUCACUUUUAUCAUCACCGUUACCACAAUCCCCACUUCCACCAUCUUCAUCAUCAUCAUCAUCAUCUUCACCAUUAUCAGCAUCACUGCCACAAUUACCACUGCUACCAUCACCAUCAUCUUCAAUAUCACCUUCACCACUGCCACAGUUAUCACUUCCAUUGCCACCAUCAUCACCAUCAUCGCUGCCACUAACACCACUGUUACAAUCAUCACUUUUGCCUUCAUCAUCAUUUUCAAAAUCACCAUCACCACUGCCGCAAUCAUCAUCAUCUUCACCUUCAUCUUCUUCACCAUUACCAGCAUCGCCGUCACAAUCAUCAUCACCAUCAGCAUCACCAGCAUCACCAUCAGCAUCUCCACUGCCACCAUCAUCAUCAUCAUCAUCACCAUCAUCACUGCCACAAACACCAUUGUCACCAUCAUCAUCAUCAUUGUCUUCAUCAUCAUCUUCAGUAUCAUCAUCACUUUCAUCACCUUCAUCCUCUUCACCAUUACCAGCAUCACUGCCACAAUCAUCAUCAUCAGCAGUAGCAGCAUCAUUAUUAGUACUGCCACAAGCACCACUGCUACCGUCAUCAUCUUCAAAAUCACCAUCACCACUACCACCAUCACCGUCAUCACCACCAUCAUCACCAGCAUCAUUGUCACCACCAUCAUCAUCACCUUUACCAUUACUAGCAUCACUGCCACAAUCACCAUCAUCACCAAUCCCAUCAUCAUCACUGCCACCAUCACCACUGCUACCAUUGAUAUCACUGCCUUCAUCAUCUUCAAAAUCACCACUGCCACCAAAAUCACCAUCAUCUUCAUCACCACCAUCAUCAUCACCUUUACCAUUACCAGCACCACUGCCACAAUCACCACCAUCAUCAUCACCAUCACUGCCACCAUCACCACUGCUACCAUCAACAUCAUUACCAUCAUCAUCUUCAAAAUCACCAUCACCACGCCACAAUCACCAUCAUCACCAUCCAUCAUCAUCACUGCACCAUCACCACUGCACCAUGAUAUCACUGCUUCAUCAUCUUCAAAAUCACCUGCACCAAAUCACCUCAUCUUCAUCACCACCAUCAUCAUCACCUUUACCAUUACCAGCACCACUGCCACAAUCACCACCAUCAUCAUCACCAUCACUGCCACCAUCACCACUGCUACCAUCAACAUCAUUACCAUCAUCAUCUUCAAAAUCACCAUCACCACCGCCACAAUCACCAUCAUCACCAAUCCCAUCAUCAUCACUGCCACCAUCACCACUGCUACCAUUGAUAUCACUGCCUUCAUCAUCUUCAAAAUCACCACUGCCACCAAAAUCACCAUCAUCUUCAUCACCACCAUCAUCAUCACCUUUACCAUUACCAGCACCACCGCCACAAUCACCACCAUCAUCACCAUCACUGCCACCAUCACCACUGCUACCAUCAACAUCAUUGCCUUCAUUAUCUUCAUCUUCAAAAUCACCAUCACAACUGCCACCUUCAUCAUCAUCACCAUCACUGCCACAGUCACCUCUGCCACCAUCGUCAUCAAUGUCUUCAUUAUCUUCACCAUCAUCUCUGUCACAGUCAUCACGGCCAUCAUCCCCAUCACCAUCACCUUCUUCACCAUCAGCAGAAUCACUGUCACCAUCAUCCUCAACUUCACCAUCAUCAUCAUUUUUACCAUCAUUACCAUUAUCAUCCUCAUACUUACCAGCAUCUUUGCCGCAGUCAUCACUUCCCACGUUAGGACCACCACAAUCACCUUCAUCAUUAUCCUCUUCACCACCAGCAGCAUCAGAAUUACAGUCGUCACUGCCAUCAGCACCAGCAGCAACAUCACUGCUAUCAAUAUUAACAUCACCAUCACCAGAACCCGGAUGGAGGUGAGGCUGCAGAAUGGCCCAGAAAAGUGUUCAGGCCGAGUGGAGGUCCUCAUCCAGGAUAUCUGGGGGACUGUGUGUGACGACGGCUGGGACCUGGCCGAGGCUGCUGUCGUGUGCCACCAGCUGCAGUGUGGCCGGGCAGUGGCAGCACCCUCAGGAGCCCACUUUGGGGCAGGUGCUGGAAAGAUCUGGCUGGAUGACAUGCAGUGUGUGGGCAGUGAGAGCCACCUGGGACAGUGCAUGCACGGGGUCCCAGCCAGGCACAACUGUGGGCACCUGGAGGACGCCAGCGUCAUCUGCUCAGAAAAAUCCCAGUGUGGUGGCGUUAUCACCAACUCAUCCGGAGCCAUCCGGAACCCUCCCCAGAGGAAAAUACACAGCAACAUCACCUGCAUGUGGGAAAUCAAGGCCAAUGCCUCAGACCAGGUCCGGCUGGCGUUCCCCUAUCUCAGCUUCGACUGUACCAAUGAGUAUUUCAAAAUCCUGGAUGGCCCUCCUUCCUCAGUCAAGUCCCUGGGCAAGGCCUGCUCUGGCACCCACCUCACCUACGUGUCCUCCUCCAGCUCCAUGAGCCUUGUCUACUUCAGGAGCCUCAACACCACAGGGGAAAACUUUGUUGCUUACUAUUACUCUACAGCCAAAGGGGACUGGCCGGAGCUGAGGCUGGUGGGUGGCUCUGGCCCGUGCUCAGGCCGCGUGGAGGUCCUCCACCAGGGAGCCUGGGGCACAGUGUGUGAUGACCUGUGGGACCUGAAUGAAGCCGAAGUCGUGUGCAGACAGCUGCGGUGUGGACGGGCCGUGUCUGCUCUUGGAAAAGCUUACUUUGGCCCUGGAUCAGGAGACAUCUUCCUGGACAACCUGCAAUGUGCUGGAGUGGAGCGCGCCCUGGGCCAGUGUGCCCACUCAGGCUGGUCAGAACACAACUGUGGGCACCAUGAGGAUGCCAGUGUCAUCUGCUCAGAUGCUGAAGUGUCCCUGGCUCAGGACCCAGGGGACUGGCCGGAGCUGAGGCUGGUGGGUGGCUCUGGCCCGUGCUCAGGCCGCGUGGAGGUCCUCCACCAGGGAGCCUGGGGCACCGUGUGUGAUGACCUGUGGGACCUGAAUGAAGCCGAAGUCGUGUGCAGACAGCUGAGGUGUGGACGGGCCAUUGCUGCUCCAGGAGAGGCUCACUUUGGCCCUGGAUCAGGAGACAUCUUCUUGGACAACCUCCAGUGCACUGGAAUGGAGCAUGCCCUGGGCCAGUGUGCCCAUUUGGGCUGGUCAGAGCACAACUGUGGACACCAUGAGGAUGCUGGCGUCAUCUGCUCAGAUGCAGAAGCCCUACCACCAACCACAGCUCCAGGUCCUUCUGUGGCUCCUCAGGAUCCUGUUACAGGAGGAAGUGAGUCUUGUGGAGGAGUCCUCUCUAGUCUCUCUGGCUCAUUUUCCAGUCCACACUACCCAGAAAGCUAUCCAACGGACAUCCAGUGUGUUUGGGAAAUCCACAUGAAAAAACAAUUGCGCAUACAACUCAUGAUUCCAAGUUUGAAACUGGAAGACAUUCCUGGGUGCCCCUAUGACUCGGUUGAAAUCUUCGAUGGCCCUCGGAUCGCUUCUCUCUCCAUGGGGAAAUUCUGUGGCUCCGUGGCUAUGCUGUUUUUUUCUUCCUCGGAUAUCAUGACCGUGGUGUUCCGCAGCGAUCCUAUGAUCACCAACCUUGGCUUCUAUGCCAUGUUUAAUGCUAUUACACAGGAUGAAAAAGACUCAGAAGAAGGCCCAGUGCUGCAGCUUGUGGGUGGUUCCAGCCGGUGCUCAGGCCGCCUGGAGGUCCUCCACAAGGGGACCUGGGGCACCGUGUGUGAUGACCUGUGGGACCUGAAUGAAGCCGAGGUCGUGUGCAGACAGCUGAGAUGUGGACGGGCCAUUGCUGCUCUGGGAAAAGCCUACUUUGGCCCAGGCUCUGGGGACAUCCUUCUGGACAACCUCCAGUGCUCAGGAAGUGAGAGCCACCUUGGCCAGUGCCCCAGCUCCACCUGGUCAGACCACAACUGCGGCCACCAUGAGGACGCUGGAGUCAUCUGCUCAGAGCCCCACUUACGCCACCUGGACCUCAGUGGUGGUCUGAACCUCACAGAGGUGUCAGGGCCAGAAGGAAGCAGCUCUUGUGGUGGCGUGCUUUCCAGUAUCUCUGGCUCCUUCUCCAGUCCUUGGUAUCCGGCUAACUACCCCACCAGCGUGGAGUGUGUCUGGGUCAUUCACGUGGCUGAGACGUUCCUCAUAGAAUUGAGGGUCCCAAGCCUGCAGUUAGAGGACGUCUACGGGUGCCCUUACGACUUCAUCGAGGUCUUCGACGGCCGGCAAGCUGCUUCACUCUCCAUGGGCAAGUUCUGUGCCGGAGCGGAACUCACCUUUCUUUCCUCUUCGAACAUCUUGACGACAGUGUUCAGAAGUGACUCCAUGGUCACCAACGUGGGGUUUUACGCCCUGUACAGUGCCAUUCUGCAAGACGAGAAGCACAGUGGUAUGUCCCUCCGACUGGUAGAUGGCAACCACAGGUGUGAAGGUCGGGUGGAAGUCUCCUACAAUGGCACCUGGGGCACCGUGUGUGAUGAUCACUGGGACCUGUCAGAUGCCAAGGUGGUAUGCCAGCAGCUGGGCUGUGGGGAGGCUCUGUCAGCUCCACCUGAGAGCUACUUUAACGGAGGCACUGGCCACAUCCUUCUGGACGACAUGCAAUGCAUGGGGGAUGAGGCCAAGGUGUGGCAGUGCAUGCACAGUGGAUGGUUCUCCCACAACUGCGGCCACCAUGAGGAUGCCAGUGCCAUCUGCUCGGGUAUCGACAGUGGUCCAGACGUGGCACCAACAGAUGACAGUUUCCAGUGUGGCGGUUUGCUCACAAACAAUUCGGGCUCCUUCUCCAGUCCUUGGUAUCCUAUGAAAUACCCCACCAACGUGGUAUGCGCCUGGGAUAUACAAGUAGACAGCAGAGCUCAUGUCAAGCUUACAUUUCAAGUGGUAAAGAUGGAAAAUUUCUACGGCUGUCCAUAUGACUUCAUUGAAAUCUUUGAUGGUCCACCAAGCGAGUCAUUCUCCCUGGGGAAGUUCUGUUCUGGGAUCACCCCAGUGUUUGUAUCCUCUGCCAACCGCAUGAGGGUGGUGUUCCACAGCGAUGCCAUCAUCACCAACAGCGGCUUCCAUGCCUCGUACGAGUCCCUGGUGCAAGAUGAGAAUGACACUGACGUGGCCCUGAGGCUGGCCGAUGGCAGCCACCAGUGUGAGGGCCGCGUGGAGCUGCACUACAACGGCACCUGGGGCACAGUGUGCGACGACGGCUGGGACCUGCGGGAUGCCCAAGUGGUAUGCGGGCAGCUGGGCUGUGGCAUGGCCCUGGCCGCCCCAGGACAGGCACAUUUCAGGCGAGGCCAGGGCCCCAUUGCCCUGGACGAUGUGGAGUGUAUGGGGACAGAAGCCAGGCUAUGGCAGUGCCUGCACAAUGGCUGGUUUGCCCACAACUGUGGCCACCAUGAAGAUGCCAGCGCCAUCUGCUCAGAUCUGCCCGUGGUGAGACUAGCCGACGGGGAGAGCAGGUGCCAGGGGCGUGUGGAGAUCCACCAUGGUGGCACCUGGGGCACAGUGUGUGAUGACCUCUGGGACCUACCUGCUGCCCAGGUGGUGUGCCAGCAGCUGGCCUGUGGGUUGGCCCUGGCAGCUCCCAGAAGCAGUCUGUUUGGUGAUGGCUCCGGCCCCAUCUUUCUGGAUGAUGUGAGGUGCACAGGCAACGAGAGCAGCCUGGGGCAGUGCCGCCACCUGGGCCUGUCUGUCCAUAACUGCGGCCACCACGAGGAUGCCGGGGCCAUCUGCUCAGACUUGCCCGUCAUCAGACUGGUGGAUGGGAGCAGCCCCUGUGAAGGGCGCGUGGAAGUCUACCACAACAGCACAUGGGGCACCGUGUGUGACGACCUCUGGGACAUCAGUGCUGCCCAUGUGGUGUGCCGGCAACUGGGCUGUGGGAAAGGCAUCCGCGCGGUAGCACAUGGCCACUUCGGGGAUGGCAUGGGUAGCAUCCUCCUGGACGACGUGCAGUGUCAGGGCAACGAGACCUCACUGGGCCAGUGCCGCCAUCUGGGCUUGUCCGUGCACAACUGUGGCCACCACGAGGACGCUGGGGUCAUCUGCUCAGAGACGCCGUCCGGACAUCCAACACCGCCCUCAGCCACCUACCUGCAGCAGCCAGCGGUGUGGCCCUACGAUUGCUCCUGCUCUCAGGCAGCCUCAGAGGUGGACCGUGUCACACAGAAACGGGACCUCUCGCAGCUUGCUUCUCCACUGCAAAUGACGGGCGAGACCCAGACAGCCUUCAUAGCGAUGCCCACGUCUUGUUCCUCGCUGAUUCAGUCUCUUACUUCCGCAGACCCAGCCGUGCGCUUGGUGGACGGGCGCAGCCGCUGCGAGGGACGCGUGGAGGUGCGGCACCAGGGCCUGUGGGGCACGGUGUGCGACGACCACUGGAGCCUCAGGAAUGCGCGCGUGGUGUGCCGCCUGCUGCGCUGCGGCCGCGCGCUGGGCGCCCCGGGCCGUGGCCGCUUCGGCCCGGGCACCGGGCCCAUCCUGCUGGACGACGUGCGCUGCGCGGGCACCGAGGCCACACUGGGGAGCUGCGCACACGCCGGCUGGGCAAAGCACGACUGCCGGCACCACGAGGACGCCGGCGUGCUGUGCGCAGGUCCAGCUGACUUGGCCGUGCCCAAGGACAACGCCCGGCUCUCCUGCUUGCCUCACCUCUUCCAAGCCACCAUUGACCGAGGCUAUCUCCAGAGGCUGGGCUACUCCUCCUGGGACGUCCGUGUCCAUGAUGAGCUGUGUCGCCCCAGGGUCACAGGACGCUACCUGAUCUUCAGCAUUCCUUAUGGCCGCUGCGGCACCGUCCGGCAGGAACACGGAGGCGGCUCCCUUAGCUACUCCAACUCCAUCAGAGGCCGGAAACAUGGUCACCCUGGCCGAGUCAUCGUGCGACACAAGGUGCCGCAGCUGAAGUUCACGUGCAGGGUGGAGAGCUCGUCUGCAGCUGGAGUCGCUGGUGGGGUGGACACCGCUCUAGAGGGCUCCCGCUACGACGUGUCCAUAUCCUUCCUCCAGUCGCCCACAGCCCAGCCUGUGUGGGGUGUGGCACCGUACUAUGCCAGCCGGAAGGAGGAGGUCUUUCUGCAGGCCACACUCCACAGCCCAGACCUCAACCUGAGGCUCUUCGUGGAUACCUGCGUGGCGUCUCCGGAUCCCCAAGAUUUUGAAACCAUCAAAUAUGACUUGAUUCGACAUGGGUGCAUCAAAGACAGUUCCUAUGCCUUCCUUCCCUCCCACCAGAAGAACAUGGUGCAGUUCAAGUUCAACGCCUUCAGCUUUCUUGACAGCUAUGAUGUGGUCUACCUACAGUGCAAGGUAGCCGUGUGUCAAGCUGGGGACCUCUCUGCUCGUUGCUCCCAGGGUUGUGUGGGGCAGCGUAGGAAAGAGGCAGGCCUCAUGGAGGCCAAGGAAGCACAGGAUGAGCGCUACCAGCUGGUGGGGCCUCUGGGGAUACCGAGAGCACCCGGGCAGAGCCAUCGAUUUGUGUGA